Ictalurus punctatus (channel catfish) is the source of this 2252-nucleotide messenger RNA. RefSeq names its product interleukin 17 receptor E-like (gene il17rel). Gene Ontology annotation, molecular function: interleukin-17 receptor activity. The transcript is spliced from 18 exons. Lineage: Eukaryota; Metazoa; Chordata; Actinopteri; Siluriformes; Ictaluridae. Bases 155 to 1849 code for a protein of 564 amino acids. The record is from RefSeq and is a predicted model, not a curated record.
AUACAAUAAAAGCUCAUCAACAACACUUUAAAAUGUAAUGGCCCAAAGCCUAAGAAGGAAACAGUAACCUGCCCUUAGGUCAUCAUUUGGGUUCUCCACCUUUUGCAUCUUCAGUCUAUUCAAGCCUCAACCAGCUCCAGUCUUCUCACUGAAGAUGAAAAGCGUGUUGCUGCUACUGCUGCUGUUACUGCUGGAUUUCUGCACUUCCAGACUGCAGGGAGAACGGGUAGAGAAGAUUGAGCAAUGUGAAUCCCGUUGUUCACAGGGACUCCGUUGUAAGGUGAAGCCUCAUUUGUCUUUUGAGCGAUGCAAGAAAUGGCCAGGGGACAUGACCAGAGAUGUAUUUAGGAACACAAGCAUCUCCACUGUGAUGAAGUGUGAAGGGGAUCGACGGUGUUCUCUUUACCUCCGAGUCAGCACUCAUCUACAGCUAAAGAAACACAUCCACGGCAUCUACAUGUGCACAGUCAGUGCAGCGAUGAUGGAACACUGCAGGAUUGUGACCUUCUCACGCACACAUAAAGAUAAAGUGAUGGACCAUCAGGUGAAUAUUCAGGACGAUUGUCUGGAAGUAGGCAUAGGGCAGGACGUCUACAUAACCCUCCAAACGUGGCCACAAUUCUGUGAUGUGGCUUAUUCCAGAGCAUACCGUGUCCCAGACUGCAGCAACAAGGACCUACAAGGGAACAUUCCUGAAUGCACCACCGGCAAGAUUGACUAUGAGGUGGACUUGGAGAGUAAGGAAGUGCAUAUAAGUGUGUCAGACAUGCUGGUGGACAGGGACUACCAUGUUAGACUCUGCCACAAGGAUUACAUCUGCAUUGGCACUGGAGCUCACGUAUUGUUAAAAAAGGAGAAUCCAGUAAAAAAUGUCACUCUGAAGUACUCCAAACCAGUGCCCUGCUUGUGCAUUGAGGGCUGGUCUGUCAUGACAGAUGCUUCCCGGGUUCAAGUCUGCCCUUUCAAAAACCGUGUUGAGGAACUCUGGUCAGGGAUAACCUUUGACCAUGUGGAGCAGAAAAUGUCAUGGAAGUCGUCAUGCCAAGUUAAUGCGGUCAUUUCACUGUGUGAGAUGCAAGACGAAGAUGUAUGCCAAGACCUUGCCAAUUCUUCUCAGAGAUAUGUCAAAGGAAUGGUGACAUAUUCAGCAGUGGAUCCUCAUCCCCGGCUUUGCAUGAAGUUCGUCACAGAGAUCGGGGCAUGGAUAAAGUGCCCAUUUUCAGAUGGGAAUUUCCCAGCCUGGAACGUGGACGUUUCUACUGAAGAGAACCAGCCACAACUGCUUGUGACGUCCCGUGUCAAAGCAAACCUCUCUUUGAGUGUAUGUUCCAAGACUGGGGCUUCUGGGUGUGAGGACACACAAAUCAUCUUAGUUGAUGUGGAGAAAUUUAAACAAGUGCAGCCAAAUCUGGCUAUGGAUCUUUGUACAUCAAGUCUCUGCAUAAAGGCAAAGCGUGUGGAUGUAAAAUAUGGAGUCACCACUCUCUAUUGCCAAUCCUCAUGCUCACGUUCUUCCUCCAAGCCCACAGACAGUGACAGUAAAUGGCAGCUUAUGUAUGUCAUUUUACCAGCAAUGACACUGAUUACAGCUGUAGCUGUGGCUGCUGCUGUGAUGAUUAUUGCGAUGAUUGGUUACCAGUUCAAAAGAACAAUAAAUGCUCGCGGCAUUGCACGCUUACCAGGACCACACACAGCCUUCUUCUCUCCAUUGACUGAGGAGGUGAACUCAAAAACUGAGCUGAUGUCCACAGAAGCAUGUGAUGAUGGAAAUAGCUCAGAAAACUCUCAGUUACAAGACUCUGAAAGGUCCAAUCUACUGAAUGACUUCACAAACCAGUUAGAAGUGUAGCUCUGAAGAUUGCUCAAGAUGGAAUGUGCUGUUUUCAUUUUGCUUUGCAUUGCUUAUUUCUUUAUUGGGGUAAAAACAGGGAAAAAUUUGAAAGAUAAUAUUCUUACCUUCAGCGCAAAAAAAACAAAAAAAACAAAAAUGACUUUAUCCAGCUUUAAAAGUCUUCAAAACUUUGCAACUUUUAAAAGAUUGUUGCAUACAUUUCUGCUUUUGUGUUAGAGAGCAGAAUACAUUUAUUUAUAUGAUAUGUGUGGUUUAUAUUAUUGUAAGAUACUUAUUUUUUUACUUGUUUCUGUUGAAUAUCACUGUUAUCUGGACAUUGUUGUGCUAUAGGUCAUGUUUAAAUCUCUUAACACUGCCAUUUUGUACGUGUAAGUUCUCAAUAAAGUGUUUCACAUGUUGA